AGAGAGGGGAGAGAGAAGGAAGGACCUCCGUGUCUAGUUAGGCGUUUUUCCUCAGGAAAAAAAAAAACAAGACAAUAAUCGUGACAAGGAGAAUAUUCCAGAGUCGGGUCAACUGCACUUUUUUUUUUUUAGGUCUUUUUUUUUUGUAUCAUUUUAUUUUUGCAGGACUGAGGGUUUGCAGAUCUCCGAGGUUAUGAGCCGUCCGAAGCCGCGUCGCUACGUCGCUGUCCAGGGUCCUGAGUGAGACGGAGCCACCGGGCGACCACGGAGCAGUGAGUUGAAACGCUCAGGGGCCAUGGAGCUGAGGGUGGGGAACAAGUACCGCCUCGGGAGGAAGAUAGGGAGCGGAUCAUUCGGAGAUAUUUACCUCGGUUCAAACAUCGCUACAGGAGAGGAGGUAGCAAUCAAACUGGAAUGUGUGAAGACCAAACAUCCACAGCUCCACAUUGAGAGCAAAUUCUACAAAAUGAUGCAAGGUGGAGUGGGGAUCCCGUCUAUUAAGUGGUGCGGAGCGGAGGGAGACUACAACGUUAUGGUGAUGGAGCUGCUGGGCCCCAGCCUGGAGGACCUGUUCAACUUCUGCUCCCGCAAGUUCAGCCUGAAAACCGUCCUGCUGCUGGCUGACCAGAUGAUCAGCAGGAUCGAAUACAUCCACUCCAAGAACUUCAUCCACAGAGACGUGAAGCCUGACAACUUCCUGAUGGGGCUCGGGAAGAAAGGAAACCUGGUCUACAUCAUCGACUUUGGCCUGGCCAAGAAAUACCGCGACGCCCGAACUCACCAGCACAUCCCUUACCGCGAGAACAAGAACCUCACCGGCACCGCCCGCUACGCCUCCAUCAACACCCACCUGGGCAUCGAGCAGUCGAGACGAGACGACCUGGAGUCUCUGGGCUACGUUCUCAUGUACUUCAACCUGGGCUCUCUGCCCUGGCAGGGACUCAAGGCUGCCACCAAGAGGCAGAAGUAUGAACGCAUCAGUGAGAAGAAAAUGUCCACCCCCAUUGAGAUGCUCUGCAAAGGAUACCCCUCUGAGUUCUCCACCUACCUGAACUUGUGUCGCUCCCUGCGGUUCGACGACAAGCCCGACUACUCAUAUCUGAGGCAGCUCUUCAGGAACCUGUUCCACAGGCAGGGCUUCUCCUACGACUACGUCUUUGACUGGAACAUGCUGAAGUUUGGCGCAAGCAGAACGGCUGAGGACGGAGAGAGGGAGAGGAGGGAGGGAAAAGAAGGGGAGGAACGAGCCGGAGGAGGCCAAAGAGGAGCCGGAGGCCGAGCCUUGCCUCCCGGUCCGAACCCGUCUGCGGCCAACAGGGUCAGGAACGAGGCCGACGCCGCACCUUCAAACCAGGCCACGCGCGGGGUCCAGCAGUCAGGAAACCGCUCUCCUCAGGCGGGCAGAGCGGAACGCGCCGAGCGGGAGAGGAAGGUGGCCAUGAGGCUUCAUCGCGGGGCCCCCGCCAACGUCUCCUCCUCGGACCUCACUGCACGCCUCGACCAGUCACGCAUCACUGCGUCACAGGUAGACAUGACAGGUCAGUGUGCCAUUUGAACAUCUGGCAAAGUGAGUUACUCCUCGCUGGCCUGCAGGUCAGUGGCAGCAGCUGCAGGGUAUCAAACACCCCUUACGUUUCAAAUGGAUGAAUGAAGACAUGAAUGAGUGAAGGAGGAGAAGAGGAGCUGGAGGAGGAGGAGGAGGAGGAGGAGGAGGAGGAGGUGUUGCGGUCCUUUAAAGGGGGACCGAGGGCGUCCGUGUGUCUGUCAGUAUGCGGUGUGGUGAGCAUGCCCGGUCUUAUAAAGCUUGCUGAGACGAUGGAAAACCAGUAACACAAACAAACUUUAGGCUGGAUAUGUUUGGCUUUUUCAAGGGUGCAUCCAAAGGGAGAGGCGGAGAGAAACGACAAAAAGCACCUCCCCUUCUUCACUCAUAUUCACCUGCCAUCGACUCAGAGGCUCAACUUGCAAAAAAAUUUUAAAAGCGAAAAAAAAAUAAAAUAAAAAAAAAUACAAUGCACAAAACGGACUAAAUAUCAACUAUUCUGUGGUUUAGACCUGUGGUUAAACAAAAAAAAUAUAAAUCUGCUAACGUUUGAGAGCUACACAUGCUGCUUAUGGUGUUCUUUAGUAGAAAUAAAUAUGUAAACAACCACGGGGACGAACACAAAAGCGUAUACAGACGUGAAAUGGAUGAGUCAGGAGACGAGAACGUUCUUAAAAGUGUCCAUGGAGGAGCGGAGAGAAUAAACGUGAGAGGGUUUACGGGAGCGAGGCUGCUUUUCGUCAGUAAUCGUGUCUGUCUGUGUUUUUGUCUUAAGUGUUUUGCCUUCAGCUUUGCUUUAGAGAGUCGGAGGGAAACCAAGGACAGAGUAAGAGGUGUGACAGAAGACGUGCCCCCAGUUAAAAGUUCCUAUUUUUCAGCACACUUCUCACUUCGUUGGGUGAGACUGAAAACAUGCUUACUGAAUUUAAGAAGAGGAGAAGAGUCAGACUGCUGUGAGCAGAGGGUGGGAAAAAAAAACAAGGAUUGUGUGAUAUGAUAAAGCCUUAGUCCGGUUUGUAACACCAGGUAUGAAACGACCUAAGAAAGUUAUAAGAUCUUCAUGGUGAGCGGGUCUGGUGUUACGUUUAUUUUAUUUAUUUUUUUUAUUAUCAUUUUUCCUUUUUUGUUUUGUAUUAAAUGUAAAAUGUGUAGAUAUAUUUUGCCAGAAUGUGACAGAUUGUUUUAAAGAAAUGGGGCUGGAGAGAAGAGUACAGUUUAUCUCCUGGCUUCCCUGGGACAGAAUUGUAAAAAUAUUACCAGAAACCUUGAGAGUCUGCCAGACGUUUGGGCAGGCAAUGACAGGAAGGUUCUUGUUGAUAUUUUUUGACUGAGAUGUUUUGACCCAGGGUUGGCAGGACGGAUGGAAAAAUGACUGAUGUCCUGUACAUUUCUUUACCAUGCUUCAACUUUAUUACUAUGAUAUUUGUGUAUAUUUUCUGAUUCAAUAAAAAUAUACACAACGUA
Mugil cephalus (flathead mullet) is the source of this 3007-nucleotide messenger RNA. RefSeq names its product casein kinase 1, epsilon (gene csnk1e). Gene Ontology annotation, biological process: endocytosis; peptidyl-serine phosphorylation; signal transduction. The record is from RefSeq and is a predicted model, not a curated record. Gene Ontology annotation, molecular function: ATP binding; protein serine/threonine kinase activity. The transcript is spliced from 11 exons. Lineage: Eukaryota; Metazoa; Chordata; Actinopteri; Mugiliformes; Mugilidae. The coding region runs from base 296 to 1555 and encodes 419 amino acids. Gene Ontology annotation, cellular component: cytoplasm; nucleus.